AAUAACUGUUCAAGACUUGCUAUAUAAGAAGUCACAAUGUGAAACGAAAUAAUAGAAUAGCAGAAAAGUGCUUAACAAGUUUGUUGGAGAAGCUGCAAGCAUGUUUUCAAUAGCGAGUGGUCGAUUUAAGAGAAGCCAAAAGGUGAAGGGGACAGUUGUGUUGAUGCACAAGAAUGUUUUGGACAUAAACGCACUCACUUCACUUCAAAGUGUCACUAGUUUAAUAAAAAGUGGAUUCAAAGCUGCUAAUGGUAUUGCUGGCUCAAUAUUGGAUACAUAUACUUCAACCUUAGGCUGUUCAGUGGCUCUCAGGUUGAUUAGUGCUACUAGUGCUGAUGAAAGUGGAAAAGGGAAAGUGGGAAAGAGAACGUUUCUUGAAGGUAUUGUUACUUCACUUCCAAUUUUAGGAGCUGGACAGUGUGCAUUUAAUGUUCAUUUCAAAUGGGAUAGUGAGAUGGGAAUUCCAGGAGCAUUUUAUAUUGAGAAUUUCAUGCUUGGAGAAUUUUUUCUUGUGAGUUUGACACUUGAAGAUAUUCCUAACCAUGGAACCAUCCACUUUGUUUGCAACUCAUGGAUUUACAAUACUACGAAAUAUAAAACCGAACGCAUCUUCUUCGCUAACAAGUCAUAUCUUCCAAGUGAAACACCGGCUCCGCUAGUGUACUAUAGACAAGAAGAACUGAAGACUUUAAGAGGAGAUGGAACGGGAGAGCGUAAAGAAUGGGAUAGAAUAUAUGAUUAUGAUGUCUAUAACGAUUUGGGAGCUCCUGACAAAAAAGCUAGUUUGGCUCGUCCUGUUAUUGGAGGAUCGAGCACUUUGCCUUAUCCUCGAAGGGGGAGAACAGGAAGAAAACCAGCUAAGAAAGAUGCGAAAAGUGAGAGUCGGAGCGACUUUGUUUACCUUCCAAGAGAUGAAUCAUUUGGUCACUUGAAGUCUUCGGACUUUCUUGUUUACGUACUCAAGUCGGUGUCUCAAAAUGUCAUACCUCAGUUACAAUCUGCACUAUCAUUACAGUUCAAUCGGCCAGAGUUUAAUACAUUCGAUGAAGUUCGUACUUUCUAUGAGGGUGGAAUUAAAUUGCCUACUAAUGCACUUAGCAAACUUAGCCCUAUACCAUUGUUCAAGGAACUCCUUAGAACAGAUGGUGAAGCACCUCUUAAGUUUCCACCACCUAAAGUGAUUCAAGUGAAUCAGUCUGGAUGGAUGACAGAUGAAGAAUUUACGAGGGAGAUGAUCGCCGGUGUGAAUCCACAUAUCAUCAAAAGACUUCAAGAGUUUCCACCUACCAGCAAGCUAGAUAGACAACUCUUUGGUGAUAAUACAAGCAAAGUAACCAAAGAACAUUUACAACCAAACAUGUCUGGUGUCACAGUUGAAAAAGCUAUCCAAACCAACAGAUUGUACAUACUUGAUCACCAUGAUCCAUUAUUUCCAUAUUUGAGGAAAAUAAAUGCAACUGACACAAAAGCAUAUGCUACUAGAACAAUCCUUUUCUUGCAAAAUGAUGGAACUUUGAAGCCACUGGCCAUUGAGCUAAGUAGCCCACAUCCACAGGCUGAUAGUUUUGGUCCAAUCAGUAAAGUUUACUUACCGGCAAGUGAAGGUGUUGAAGCUUCAAUUUGGCUCCUCGCUAAAGCUUACGUUGUUGUAAAUGACUCAUGUUAUCACCAACUUGUUAGCCAUUGGUUGAAUACUCAUGCAGUUGUUGAGCCAUUCAUCAUAGCAACAAAUAGGCAUCUUAGUGUGGUUCAUCCUAUUCAUAAACUUUUACUUCCACACUAUCGCGACACAAUGAACAUAAAUUCACUUGCAAGGAGUAUCUUGGUAAACGCAGAAGGUAUUAUUGAAUCGACAUUCUUGUUGGGAAGUUAUUCUAUAGAAUUUUCUUCUGUAGUAUACAAAGAUUGGGUUUUCACAGAACAAGGACUGCCUCAUGAUCUACUCAAAAGAGGAAUGGCGGUUGAGGAUGCAACUUCUCCGCAUGGUCUUCGUCUUCUGAUAGAGGACUACCCUUAUGCUGCUGAUGGACUAGAAAUAUGGGCUGCUAUUAAGACAUGGGUUGAAGAAUAUGUGAAUUUCUACUACAAGUCCGAUGCAACUAUUGUACAAGAUUCUGAACUCCAAGCAUUCUGGAAAGAACUUGUAGAAGUGGGUCAUGGUGAUUUGAAGAAUGCGACAUGGUGGUUUAAGAUGCAAACGCGUAAGGAGUUGAUUGAAGCUUGUGCCAUCCUCAUAUGGAUAGCUUCAGCACUUCAUGCAGCUGUUAAUUUUGGACAAUAUCCGUAUGGAGGAUACAUCCUUAACCGGCCAACGAAGACUAGAAGGUUAAUGCCUGAGAAAGGAACCCCUGAGUAUGACGAGCUUUCUAAAAACUACCAAAAGCAAUUUCUGAGGACAAUCACACCAAAGAAUGAUACUCUUACUGAUUUAACCAUUAUAGAGAUUUUAUCAAGACAUGCCUCUGAUGAACAAUACCUUGGAGAGAGAAUUGAAGGUGAUCUUUGGACUUCUGAUUCACAACCAAGAGAGGCUUUCAAGAGAUUUGGAAGGAAGUUGGCUGAAAUUGAGCAAAAACUCACUCAAAGGAACAAUGAUGAGUCAUUGAGAAACAGGUAUGGGCCUGUGAAGAUGCCAUAUACUUUGCUUUAUCCUUCUAGUGAAGAAGGAUUGACUUGUAGAGGCAUUCCCAAUAGUAUCUCCAUCUAAAAAAAUCAUGUAUGGUCAUGUUGUUAUGUAUGUAUGCUUGUUUGAUGGUUAUUAUGUUUUUAUUUACAUCAACAUAAAACUAUUGCAUCAGUUGCAUUCCUUGUGUUGGGAAAAAUAAA
Molecule: messenger RNA, 2826 nt
Organism: Vicia villosa (hairy vetch)
Lineage: Eukaryota; Viridiplantae; Streptophyta; Magnoliopsida; Fabales; Fabaceae
Product: linoleate 9S-lipoxygenase-like
Exons: 9
Coding region: 101-2707 (868 amino acids)
Biological process (GO): lipid oxidation
Molecular function (GO): metal ion binding; oxidoreductase activity, acting on single donors with incorporation of molecular oxygen, incorporation of two atoms of oxygen; protein binding
Source: RefSeq, a predicted model, not a curated record